This is a messenger RNA of Triticum dicoccoides, 997 nucleotides long. RefSeq lists its product as uncharacterized. The transcript has 2 exons. The record is from RefSeq and is a predicted model, not a curated record. NCBI's taxonomy places the organism in Eukaryota, Viridiplantae, Streptophyta, Magnoliopsida, Poales, Poaceae. Bases 73 to 876 code for a protein of 267 amino acids.
CUACUCAUCGAUCACCACCAGUGUAUCUCCAUCUCGCUGGAAAGCCUCCAUACCUGUAAAAGAUUCAUUAGAAUGGCGGCGGAGUCUGCCUGGUGCUGGCCGUGGCUCGGCUCCGGCGCGGCGUGUUUCCUCUUCUUCAACGUCGUCGUCGGCGCCGUGGCCGUCUUGUCCUGGGCGCAGGGCGGCGACGCGCAGGUGGCUAGGCGGAGGAGGCUCACCCGGAGCGCGUCGUCCAUGGUCAUGGAGCGCCUCCGCUCCAUGUCCGUCUUCGCCGCCUUCCACUCCGUGCCCGAGCACGACUACGACAGCGGCCUCACGCCGCCGGCGUCGCCGUCGCAGCUCCACCACGUGCAAGAGUACUACACGUCGUCGCAAGAAGAGGGAGGAGAGGAGAUCAGGCACGCGGUGAGGCCAGAGCCGACCCUGCCGGCCGGAGAAAGCAUGACGGCAACGGUGGCUCCGUCGACACAGAGUGCUCCUGGUGCAGCAGCCGAAGCGGGACUGCGUUCAGCGGCUUCGAUGUCAGGGAGCGACAAGGCAGGAGCAGAGACGCGGACGGAGACGUCUUGGUCUAGAUGCUUGGGAGACGCGUGCACAGCAGUAGCGUUAGCGUUCCGGCAGCGAGACGCGCCGGCGCCGGAGCCAACGCCAGCCACGGCGGCCGCCAAGGGUGCUACGACGGAGAAGCUGAGGAAGCGGGAGCCGGCGAAGGUGGCGGAGAUCGUCGAGCGGCGCGCGUACGCGGAGGUAGAAGAGAAGGCGGAGGUGAACGCGCGGGCCGAGCGGUUCAUCCGGCAGUUCCGGGAGGAGCUCAAGCUGGAGCGCAUCAAAUCCAUGCUCAACCAGAGCGCCGCCGCCGCCGCAUCGGCACGGUAGCUAUUGCCGUUCAUGGUUCGCCGGCGCAUCGCGACUGCUCUAGUGCCUUUUCUAGUUUUGUUAGCGUGGUCUACUAGAAAAUGUUGGUUUCUUUGUUUCGAUCUAUAUGUAUGCUUCCCUA